AUGGCCAAGGAAAAAUCCAGCACGGACGCCAAAGUGUCCAAAGAAGAGCGCAAGGCCGCUCGCAAGGCCGAGAAACAAGCCAAAAAGGCCGAGACCUCGGGCGUGAAGAAGGUCAAGAGCGACAAGAAAGAAAAGAAGGAGAAGCGCAAAGCACUCGCGGAGAAGGCACUUAAUGAGCUAGAAGACGGAAAGUCGCAGACGCCAAAGAAGGAGAAGAAGGCCAAGAAUGAGGACACUAGCGAAGAUGACGACGACGAGGAAGACGGUGCGGGAGUGGCUGUUGGAAAGAGCGAGGAUGAGGAUGAGGAGAUGAAGGAGGACAGCGACGACGAGAACAAGACGAGUGUGAAGAAGGACGAGAAGCUGGAGAAAGCUGCAAGGCCUAUCGGCGCGUUGGUGCCAUUUGCCAAUCCGCUUGCCGAUGAGAAGGUCGCGAAGAAGGUGUUUAAAAGCGUCAAGAAAGCCGCCGCUCAACGCGCGCUCAAACGUGGCGUCAAGGAAGUCGUCAAGGCUCUUCGCAAAUCACCCUUGUCAGACGCCAGCUCGCCUCUGCCGAUCGGUAUCGUCAUUCUCGCCGCUGACAUCUCCCCAAUGGACGUGAUCAGCCAUAUCCCCGUGCUUUGCGAGGACCAUAACAUCCCGUACAUUUAUGUCACAAGCCGUGCUGAGCUGGGCAUCGCCAGCCAGACGAAACGGCCCACCAGCGUGGUCAUGGUCAGUCACGACGUGUCCAAGAAGGCCAAGGACAAGGACUCCAAGGACAGCAAAGCCAAGAAUGCCGACGCCGACGGUGAGAACUGGGAAGAAACCUACAAGAGUCUUGUUAAGACUGUGCAGAGGGAGGGCCGGCAUGUCAAGAUCUAG
Capronia coronata CBS 617.96 is the source of this 864-nucleotide messenger RNA. Its product is annotated as H/ACA ribonucleoprotein complex subunit 2. The transcript has 2 exons. The record is from RefSeq and is a predicted model, not a curated record. Gene Ontology annotation, biological process: snRNA pseudouridine synthesis; ribosome biogenesis; rRNA pseudouridine synthesis. Gene Ontology annotation, cellular component: nucleolus; box H/ACA snoRNP complex. Bases 1 to 864 code for a protein of 287 amino acids. Lineage: Eukaryota; Fungi; Ascomycota; Eurotiomycetes; Chaetothyriales; Herpotrichiellaceae. Gene Ontology annotation, molecular function: box H/ACA snoRNA binding.